AUGAGUUUUGUGGGGACGGGCAACACAUUUCGAAAAUCUAGUCUGACGGAGAGCUUAAAAGAUGGAUCACAGUUACUUUGCAACCGCACAUCGAGCGGUUUGACUGUUGGCGAUAGCAAUCUCUAUUCCGUAACGGAGGUGGAGAAUGAGUCCCCUGCUUUUCCAAGCAAGCAGCCAGACAAUUCAGCCAAGUUGGCUGCUCUAAAGAGACGCAGUUACGCUGUCAAUGCAUUAUAUAAGAAUGUCAUGAAUAAACGAAAUUCGACAGGAAUAUGUACUAUAGAACAUAAUCAUCUUUCAAGUGAUCUGAGACGUCAUGGAAAGACUGAUAACGGAAGAGUACGUUCCAUUGCUAGUACUACGUCCACUAUAAGCCUCACAGCUAAUAGCGAUGGUCAGCAUAAUCCGAAGAUGAGAAAUCCCAUUGAUCAUUAUGAACAAAAUAUGAAUUUUGCGCUGAGACCAAAAAGUUCAAGUACUGCUGAUCUUGUUGCCACUCAGCAACUUGAACUGCCAGUAAGAUCGCAAUCGGGUUUAAAUUUACGAACAAUACCUGCUACAAGAAGCAGAGUGGGGAGCAAAUUGUGGCAAAGUCGUAAUUUUAGCGAUAACGAAAGAAAUGAGAUUAAUGAUGAUAAUGAAGAGCACUCAUCUCACAACAAGGAUAUUAUAUCAGGCGAAAUUGCUAACGCUCUCAGUGAUGAUAUUAUGCAUGCGGAAGUCUCCUUUGACAACAAAUGGGUGGAUAGUGCUACAUUAGACAAUUUUGCAGAUCACGUAAGUCAAACGAGCUCGAACCAAUCGCCUCGCACAAAGGAACCAACGCAUCGUCGCAAUUCGAGUAACAUUUCACGUCGUGAUUCCAUCAUUUUAGAAGAUUUUGAAAGAGAUUUGAAUCAAACUAACAGCAAAGCUACUGGUGGCUCCGAAGAGAAAAUACUUAAGAACUCGUCUAGAUUGCAGCUUAAGCUGAAUACAAUGAAAAUGAAAUAUGACAAUUUUAACGACGAGUGGAGUUCUUCAACCGUGACAGUUUCGAAUCAAUCCCCAAAUGAAACAGAUGACUCUAAAAUGACGAAAGUUCAGAUGAAAUACUGGAGUACAAAUAUUGAUGUUAAAACUAAAAUUUUGUCAGAAAAAAUCUCAAGGGAGCUGCAGUCGGUGAGAAGGACUGCGAUAGACGACAGCAUUGCAAGUGGAAAACUACUCUCAACCAGACUGAAGUUAAUUGUCAAGGAGAAAUAUCACAGGGACCAGAAAGUAGAUCUGAUAACGAACGUCAUUCCCCCAUCGCCACCGGUACUGAGAACCGUAAACAGUCUUCACAGUGAUGUCUUGUUCUCAAAGCUUUUUGAAAGUACGAAGAAAGGUGCGAAAGAAGAUGAUCCAUUCCACGAGAAAAUCUCGCAGACCCUAUCCGAUGAUGACUUAAAAGAAUCGCUUUUCAGUGGCCGGGCAUAUACUAGGAAAAUGUGGUUGGAAAUUGAGAAUAUAGAGUUCACUUAA
This is a messenger RNA of Zygotorulaspora mrakii, 1506 nucleotides long. RefSeq lists its product as uncharacterized. The transcript has a single exon. NCBI's taxonomy places the organism in Eukaryota, Fungi, Ascomycota, Saccharomycetes, Saccharomycetales, Saccharomycetaceae. Bases 1 to 1506 code for a protein of 501 amino acids. The record is from RefSeq and is a predicted model, not a curated record.